Penicillium mononematosum is the source of this 1605-nucleotide messenger RNA. RefSeq names its product MDR family MFS transporter. The record is from RefSeq and is a predicted model, not a curated record. Gene Ontology annotation, molecular function: transmembrane transporter activity. NCBI's taxonomy places the organism in Eukaryota, Fungi, Ascomycota, Eurotiomycetes, Eurotiales, Aspergillaceae. Gene Ontology annotation, biological process: transmembrane transport. The coding region runs from base 1 to 1605 and encodes 534 amino acids. The transcript is spliced from 4 exons.
AUGGCAGACGGUUCAGACCUUGAGAACAGCAACAAAGCCGAGCUGAACAGAAGCCAGCCCGGCUCAACUAGUGAUGGUCCCCAAGAACAAAAAGACCUUGACGAAAUCCCUCCCGAGUAUGCGACUGGCGUCCGACUCGUCCUAAUCAUGUUCACGAUCUUCGUGAGCACCAUCCUUGUCUCCCUAGAGAUUGGUAUCAUCGCAACCGCAAUUCCCGGCAUCACCAACGAUUUCCGCAGACUCGACGAUGUGGGCUGUAUUGUAGCUGCAGCAGCUCCGAAUAGCGUGUCCGUUAUUAUUGGACGUGCCAUUCAAGGUUUGGGAGCCUCUGGUGUCCUCGGAGGAACCCUCAUCGUCAUCAACUACGUCGCCCCGCCGAGAAACCAUCCUCUUCUCAUCGGCACCUGGAUGGCAAGCUUCAUGGUGUCGACCAUUCUGGGACCAGUGAUUGGCGGCGCAUUCACGAGCGGAGUUACCUGGAGAUGGUGUUUCUGGAUUAACCUGCCCGUUGGCGGGCCCAUAAUCGUGCUGUUACUGUUAUUCCUGCGCAUCCCGAAGCACAUCAAGAAGGUCCCAGCGACGUGGCAGGAGAUCAUCCUGGCCCUGGAUCUCCCAGGCUUCUGCUUGCUACUCGUGUCUCUCAUCUGCUUGACCCUGGCAUUGCAAUGGGGUGGACAGACCAAAGCGUGGAAUGAUGGCUCGGUCAUCGCGACCUUGAUCAUGUGGAUUGUCCUCAGCAUUGGCUUCUUGGUUACUGAAUGGUUCCAGGGCCACCGCGCCAUGGUUCCCUUUAGCAUUCUCAAACUGCGCAUGACAUGGAGCAAUGCCCUAUUCUGCCUCAUCUCCUAUGCCGCCCUCUACCAAGUCUUGUUCUACCUUCCCAUCUACUUCCAAUCCAUCCACGGCCAAUCAGCGAUCAUAAGCGGCGUAAACACCCUCCCGUUCCUCGCCUUCUUCGCCCUUGGCGCCGUCGUCAGCGGCGCCGUUAUCGGAAAGACCCGCUACACACAACCCUUCGAGCUCCUCGGUGCCCUCAUCAUGACCGCCGGCGUGGCCCUGAUCUAUAUCCUGGACGUUGACUCCUCUAAAGCUAUGUACAUUGGUGCCGAGGUGCUCUUUGGAUUUGGCAUUGGGAUCUGCAACCAGAUCCCAAUGACAGCCGUGCAGGGCUUCUCGAAGCUUGAAGACGUUUCCAGUGCGACUGGAAUCAUGGUUAUGUGCCAAACCCUCAGCGGCGCCUACUUUGUCGCCAUCGCGCAAUCCCUCUUCGCCAACCGGAUGCUCGAGACAGUUCUCUCCAGUGCAGCUCACCUCGAUGCCACCCUGGUCCUGGGCACCGGCGCCUCCGAACUCCAGGACGUGUUCAGCGGGGAAGAUCUUAAGGAGGUGAUCGCCGCGUAUAUGGUCGGUAUCAAGGAUGUGUUUGCUUUUUCCCUGGCGUGUGCGGCGUUUUCGGUCCUCCUAUCGCUGAUUAUUCCGUUCAAGAGGCUGCCAGAUCAUGGGAAGAAGGACAAGCCAACAGAGGCGGCUGCAGAGGAGGAGAAUAAGAAGGCGGAGGGGACUGUCGAAUGGGGACAAGGAGAAUCAAUCUUAGAGGUUGGUUAG